AUGAGGAAACCAACUAUAGAAGGUCAGCUCUUUUAUGUUGAGGAAAUGGAUCAGUUGGCAGAUGAGCUUCUAGAAGAGUUAUCAACAGAGGAUCCACUACAAGUUGCUUUGACCAAGGAUUCUUCAGAGGGAUAUGUGAGCUCAGAAACUGAUGAGUACAAGAAGCUCCUUGACACCUUCAGACCAGUUCCAAACAUUCUGAGCAUUGAGGGAUUGGACAGGCCAGUUUGCGAAGUCAUGGCAGCGCCUAAAGUCGACCUCAAACCUUUGCCUGAGGGCCUCAGGUAUGCAUUUCUGGGUGAAAACUCAACUUACCCUGUCAUUGUGAACUCUGAUUUGGAACCUGAACAGUUGAGUGCUUUGCUUGUUGAAUUGAGGAAGUACAGAAAGGCAAUAGGUUACACUCUAGAUGAUAUCAAGGGGAUCUCCCCUGACCUAUGCAUCCAUAGGAUUCAUCUAGAGGAUGAAAGUAAGUCAAGCAUUGAACCUCAGAGAAGAUUGAACCCCAAUCUAAAGGAAGUAGUGAAGAAAGAGAUACUCAAGUUGCUUGAUGCUGGGAUAAUCUAUCCCAUCAGUGAUAGCACUUGGAUAUCUCCAGUUCAUUGCGUCCCAAAGAAAGGGGGGAUCACUGUCAUUAAAAACGACAAAGAGGAGCUGAUUCCCACUAGAACAAUAGUGGGGCAUCGCAUGUAUGUUAGAAAGAUUGGCAAACCACCCUUUUAUUGUUUUCUUGAUGGCUACAGUGGUUUCUUCCAAAUCCCGAUCCACCCUAAUGAUCAGGAGAAGACCACUUUCACAUGCCCUUAUGGCACCUUUGCUUAUCGAAGGAUGCCAUUUGGGCUGUGCAAUGCUCCAGCUACUUUCCAGAGGUGCAUGACCUCCAUUUUUUCAGAUCUGAUAGAGGAGAUGGUAGAAGUCUUCAUGGACGAUUUCUCAGUCUAUGGAGCAUCCUUCUCCUCAUGUUUGUCUAACUUGUGCAGGGUGUUGCAGAGGUGUGAGGAGACCAAUCUAGUACUCAACUGGGAGAAGUGCCACUUCAUGGUUCGAGAAGGGAUUGUGCUUGGACACAAGAUUUCCGAGAAAGGGAUCGAGCUCGAUCGAGCUAAGGUGGAUGUCAUGUUGCAGCUCCCUGUUCCCAAGACUGUGAAGGACAUAAGGAGUUUUCUGGGUCAUGCAGGGUUCUACAGAAGAUUCAUCAAGGAUUUCUCAAAGAUAGCAAGACCCUUGACAAGGCUUCUGUGCAAGGAGACAGAUUUUGAGUUUGAUGAAGAAUGCCACAAGUCUUGGACCUUGCUGAAGGAUGCUCUGGUGUCUGCGCCAAUAGUACAAGCUCCAAACUGGGAUCACCCAUUUGAGAUUAUGUGUGAUGCAUCUGACUAUGCAGUAGGAGCAGUGCUUGGCCAAAAGAUAGACAAGAAACUCAAUGUCAUCUACUAUGCAAGCAAGACUAUGGAUGAUGCUCAGUGCAAGUAUGCAACCACAGAGAAGGAACUCCUUGCCAUAGUCUUUGCCUUUGAGAAGUUUCGAAGCUAUAUAGUUGGAUCCAAGGUGAUUGUGCACACUGACCAUGCUGCCCUUAGACACAUCUUCGCUAAGAAAGAUACAAAGCCAAGACUUCUCAGAUGGAUCCUUUUGCUUCAAGAGUUUGAUAUAGAAGUUGUGGACAAAAAGGGAGUAGAAAAUGGAGUUGCUGAUCAUCUCUCUAGGAUGCGAGUUGAAGACAUGAUCCCCAUCAAUGAUUCUAUGCCUGAAGAACAGCUUAUGGCAAUCAUGAUCUUGAAAGGAGAGUUUUGA
Microthlaspi erraticum is the source of this 1794-nucleotide messenger RNA. The record is from the annotation of a GenBank genome assembly. Lineage: Eukaryota; Viridiplantae; Streptophyta; Magnoliopsida; Brassicales; Brassicaceae.